Hylaeus volcanicus is the source of this 1662-nucleotide messenger RNA. Its product is annotated as basic proline-rich protein-like. The coding region runs from base 1 to 1662 and encodes 553 amino acids. The record is from RefSeq and is a predicted model, not a curated record. Lineage: Eukaryota; Metazoa; Arthropoda; Insecta; Hymenoptera; Colletidae. The transcript has 5 exons.
AUGGGUCCUGAUGAUUCGCAAACAUAUCCUACCCCUGGAGAUGUAGCUGCAUAUUUACCACCACAAGAACCAUCUACCCCUUCACCACCAGCGUACAACUAUCCUCCACCACCUUCUCCGCCUCCAACACCUCCUCCACAACCGAAGUACGUAGCUCCACCGUCGCCUCCACCGCAACCGCCACCUCCGCCACAGCCAAGUUAUCCACCUCCACAACCAAGUUAUCCACCUCCACAGCCAAGUUAUCCACCUCCACAGCCAAGUUAUCCGCCUCCACGUUAUCCGCCUCCACGGCCAAGUUAUCCACCGCCGUCUCCACCACCCCCGCCUCCAAGUUAUCCACCGCCACCACAGCCGAGUUAUCCUCCUCCACCCCCUCGACCACAGCCGAAUUAUCCUCCUCCACCCCCUCGACCGCAGCCGAAUUAUCCUCCCCCACGACCACCUCCACCAUCACGUACUUAUGGUCCUACUCCUACACCACGUCCUCAGAUCCCAUCGUCAACUCCAUCUGUAUUCCCAUCGCCUGCGCCAACGUACCUGCCACCGUUUGGCCAAGGACCGCAAGGAGGUGAUUUUCAAGGACCUGGUGGCUUUGCAACGAGCACAGCGUCAGCAGGAGCGCGCGGUGGCGUCUUCAAGAUAAGUGGUCCACUCACUACUCCAAGUGGAAAUUUUCCUACUACACCCGUCGCUGGAGGAACGUUUCCGUCGUUCAAUACGCCAACGCAAACGACAUCAACGCCAAAUUUCUCGUCUGCCUCGGCAUUCAGUUCUGCAACGUCAGGUCCUGUUGCGAACUAUCCUACUAGCACUACACAAUCGCCGUCCCCAGUGUAUAAAAUAUCGACUCCUAGACCGAACUAUCCAUCUCCUCGACCUAAUUAUCCUUCUCAGCAGCAAAGGCCAAGCUAUCCGGGACCUCAACAGAACUAUCCUUCACCACCUCCUCAACCUAACUAUCAAUCUCCUCAACCUAAUUAUCCUCAGCCGCAGCCGAGUUAUCCUCCGAGUUAUCCUGCUCCUCAACCAAAUUAUCCUGCUCCACCUCCUCAGCCGAGUUAUCCUCCGCCACAACCGAGUUAUCCUCCGCCGCAACCGAGUUAUCCUCCUCCCCAGCCAAAUUAUCCCCCAACACCAAAACCUAAUUACCCACCUCCUCAACCGAGUUUUCCUUCUCUACCUUCUGAGCCUAGUUAUCCUUCUCCAUCUCCUAAACCAACUUAUAUUUCGCCACAGCCGAGUUAUCCUCCUCCCCAGCCCACUUAUCCACCAGCACCAAAACCUAAUUACCCACCUCCUCAACCGAGUUAUCCUUCUCCACCUCCUCAACCGAGUUAUCCUUCUCCACCUCCUCAACCGAGUUAUCCUUCUCCACCUCCUCAGCCUACAUAUCCUCCUCCUCAACCUAAUUAUCCGCCUGCUCAGCCAAGUUAUCCACCAUCACAACCAACUCCUAAACCAAAUUAUCCUCCUCCUCAACCUAAUUAUCCUCCUUCUCAACCCAAUUAUCCCCCAUCUCAACCAAGUUAUCCUCCCUCUCAACCAAGUUAUCCACCGUCUCAACCUAAUUAUCCUCCGUCCCAACCAGGUUAUCCUCCUACAGGGGGACAACAAAAAAUGAUAUACUUACCACCUCAAUCGCAAUCGCAAUAUGGCUGA